CGAGCUACCUUUAUGUAGCGUUACAUUGGUUGUUCAUCUGUCAGCUGCUGCUCAUCAUACUUGAUGUCAAACGCGUCGUUCCUGGCUCGUUGAAAGCGGAAUAACGUUACUGGCGUUAAAGUUUAGUUAAAAUAUUCCACCAUGUCAGAUCCGGUGUCACGUCCGAUGAAAUAUCCCUACACUUUCUCUGCCCAAAUAGCGCAGUUCCCAAUUAAGCACUAUUUCAAGCACUCCUGGCUCUAUCGCUACUACUUCAUUGCUGUCGGUAUCUCGAUACCACUGUUCUACAAGAUUGGCAAACUUGCAAAUUCACCUGAAAAUGUAGCCAAAUGGGCAGAGUCGAAACGCAAAGAACAUGCUGAACACCAUUAAUAAUGGGAACCACAUGCUAGUACCAGGAUUGUCCUGAAAAUUGCGCCGCGCAUUGGAAGUUUAGAAAAGUACAACGGAAGAGAUGGAAUAAAUUGUCAGAAUAA
Messenger RNA from Toxorhynchites rutilus septentrionalis, 476 nucleotides. RefSeq lists its product as uncharacterized. The transcript is spliced from 3 exons. NCBI's taxonomy places the organism in Eukaryota, Metazoa, Arthropoda, Insecta, Diptera, Culicidae. The coding region runs from base 142 to 372 and encodes 76 amino acids. The record is from RefSeq and is a predicted model, not a curated record.